Messenger RNA from Closterium sp. Naga37s-1, 1200 nucleotides. The record is from the annotation of a GenBank genome assembly. NCBI's taxonomy places the organism in Eukaryota, Viridiplantae, Streptophyta, Zygnematophyceae, Desmidiales, Closteriaceae.
AUGCAGGACUUUGUGAGUCGCAAGUAUCUGGUGUUUGCAGCGGUGGAGGAGCAGCUCACCAACGCCAAGAUCCAUGUCAUUGAGGCGGCACGGGUCGCAAGAGAGACCAACCGCAUCCUCGUCCUCCCAAAGGGCGGCCACAGCCAUCUGUCGCUGGGUCGAUCCAUGCCCAUGUGUGCCUACUGCGACUUGGCUCACCUCAACGACACGGAGUGGGUCUCCCCCGAGUUCUUCCUUCUCCUCGCCCGAGCUGCCUUUAUCCACCCCUCUGUGGGAUAUCUCUGCGUCGACACGCCUGAGCUCGGCCGGCCCUGCUUCGGCACAAAGGAGAUUAUUCGAAGCCUGGGGGCGUUGCUGACCCUGGGCAUGGGUCAGCUUCCCUCGCGGACCACCACUGUCAGGCUGCACAUGCCUGCUCGCCCCGACCAGAUCCGCUCGCUGGUCCAUGCGUGGGCUGACAAGGACGUGGUGAUCUACUCCAAGAACACGUUUGACCGCUUUGACAGGGCAACAGAUGACAUUGCACAUGAAGUCAUGCCCUAUGCGAAGCAGUGGCACGCUGUCGAGCCGCUCGUUGUCCCCGCUUCCGCCACUUCUGCCUCCGCCGCCGCCUCCGCCUCCGCCGCUUCCGCCACCUCCGCCACUUCCACCAUUUUCGCAACUUCCUCCGCUUCCACCGAUUCCGACACCGCUUCCGCUCCGUCCUCCCCGCUCUCCGAUACCUUCCAUCCGGCCAGCGACUGGGAUAGCAGCAGCGCCUGCAGCAGCCCAGAGCGUGAUUCCGCCGCAGAUCUCGCUGCGAAGACGACGACGACGAGCGCGACGACUCCGGCCGACGGCGCGCGCGUGGCAUCGCGGCUCGUGCUGCAUCAGGUGGUGCAGCCGUCCGUCGCGCCGCCCGACCUUUUCAAGCGGUGCAUCCACAUCGUUCUGCAGAUGGCUACUAAAGACGUCCUUAAAGUUUUCCAGCGCGAAGCCGCGGCGAUUAGGAACAGCAAGGGGCAGGAGCAGGAGAUGCAGGGAGGAGAGAACAAGAAGAAGCAAGGAGCUGACGUAAAGGCCGCUGCUGCUGCGGGGGCCAUGGCUGGCGCGGUUGCCGGCGCGGUUGCGGGAGCUGCUGCUGGCGUCGCUGUCGCGAAGAACGCGGAAUCCAUCUGGCUCGCGUCGCGCGUCUAUAAGCUCGUGAAGGGCAAGGCUUAA